Aureobasidium subglaciale EXF-2481 is the source of this 591-nucleotide messenger RNA. RefSeq lists its product as uncharacterized. Gene Ontology annotation, cellular component: ESCRT II complex. Gene Ontology annotation, biological process: protein transport to vacuole involved in ubiquitin-dependent protein catabolic process via the multivesicular body sorting pathway. Gene Ontology annotation, molecular function: protein homodimerization activity; structural molecule activity. The transcript has a single exon. The coding region runs from base 1 to 591 and encodes 196 amino acids. The record is from RefSeq and is a predicted model, not a curated record. Lineage: Eukaryota; Fungi; Ascomycota; Dothideomycetes; Dothideales; Saccotheciaceae.
AUGACUUCAAUAUCCCCUCAACCAUCUCCUCCCUUGCCAGGACCCUCUUCAACAAAAGACACCUUCACCUACCCACCCCACCACUCCUUCCCCCCCUUCUACACCCUCCAACCAAACCAAUCAACACUAACCCGCCAACUCUCCCUCUGGUCCACCCUAAUCCAAUCCCACCACUCCCACUCCCACCUCUUCAAACUCCACCUCAGCACAGCCCCUUCCCUCCCCUUGUUCACAAACCCUCGUAUCCACCGCUCUCUCGACCCCCUCAGCAUCCGCAAAAUCCUAGACUACAUGUCCACAGCAGAUGGAGAUUUUCGUGCAGAGUGGACGAACAAAGAGAAAUCUGCGGCGUGGAUCUGGUGGAGGACUGCGGCCGAGUGGGCUGAUGCCAUUCAUCAUUGGGUCGAGGAGACGGGCCAGAAGGGGGCUGUGUUGACGAUUUAUGAGUUGAGAGAAAGUGAGGCCGUGGAGAGGCAGGAGUGGGUGGGUAUGGAUGAGGAUAUGUUGAGGAAGUGUUUGGAUGUUUUGGUCAAGAAGGGAAGGGCGCAGGUUUUUGGCCAGGCGGAUGGGGCCGGUGUCAAGUUCUUUUGA